GAGCGUCUCCAUUUUCUUCCAGCCAUCUCGUCGGCUACACGGGCAGCACCAUUUUAAGAAGUCGUUUCGUCAGAGUCGCUUCUCAACGUUUGUCUUGUCGCUCCAAAGUGGUUCGAGAGACCAUUAGUAGUCGUCGUUCGUUUCUUUUUUUUUCGCGGAGCUUACUUUGGUGGUGAAGUGUUUUUCUUGAACCAAAAGUGGCAAUUAACAACACCCCCUCGGCCCGGUGGUGUUGGAACAAGCUAGCUCUUGAAGCUAAGUUUAGCUAGCUGGCUUUUUUUCGACCGAUGCAACGUUCAUUGAGCCUUCAACAGAAAUCAAUCAGAAUGAGUGCCGCAUCCUCUCAAAAAGUGGUCCUGAAGAGCACCACCAAAGUGUCCCUGAACGAGCGCUUCACUAACAUGCUGAAGAACAAGCAGCCCACAGCGGUUAGCAUUCGAGCCACCAUGCAACAGCAGCAUAUGGCCAGUUCACGCAAUCGCCGGCUGGCCCAGCAGAUGGAGAAUCGCCCCUCGGUGCAAGCUGCUCUGAGUCACAAACAGAGCCUGAAGCAACGACUGGGGAAGAGCAACAUCCAAGCCAGGUUGGGUCGCCCGGUUGGCUUGGGGAUGCGCGGCGGUGCCAUCGGUGGCAGAGGAGGCUUGCGCGGGAUGACCAGAGGACUUCGCGGAAGGGGCAGAGGAGGAAUGAUGAGCGGUGCGCUUUCGCUGAGAGGAAAACGAAUGACUCCCGGGUUCCCCGUCCGAGGCCGCGGCUCCGCUGGCCGUAUGGCAUUUCGUAGAGGUGGGCGCCAGCGGGCGGGAAUUCCCGGCCGCGGCGGGCCUAUGGGGAGAGGAGCCCCCCGUGGAGGAGUGUCCAGAGGGCGCGGCGGGCUCCGCGGGCGCGGCGGUUUUGCCGGCAGACGUGGCCGCGGCAGAGGUGUCGGCCGACCGUCGGUGACCCGCGAGCAACUGGACAACCAGCUGGACGCUUACAUGUCAAAGACCAAAGGUCACCUCGAUGCGGAACUGGAUGCCUACAUGGCCCAGGCAAACCCGGAGAGCAUGGAGUGACACUUGGGACUCGAGGGACUGCGAGAACUGCACAGCGCCUUUUUCGCACGUGCUGCAUAGCGUCUACUCGUUCUCAGAAAAUGGGGUGAAUCGUUUUGAUGAGAGAAACGACAGUCCAGAGCAGGGCGCUUUGGACGAGCAGAAAAUUCGUCACACUGAAUGUGCUGUCAUCCACAAGUCAUUUCUAUAAUUGUUGCCGAUGAAGCCCAUUUGAAUUCUCCAUCACAGUAUGAAAUGACUUUUCGAAAUCUGCAAGAGUUCGGUUGUUUUAUUUUUACUGUACCAUGUCCUUUCAUACCCUGUUCAGAUUCUCUCGUCACCCACUUUGUUAAGAUGUUUGAGUCGCCUUCUGACUUUGUUUCUGCCAAUUGCAAAUGUUAUGUUUCUGUACAGCCAGAAUUUGGUCUUCUCAGGCAUUUCGGCACUGGUUCAUAAUGUCAAAAGAAUGUGUAAACAAAGCCUCCCUUCCUUCCCAGCCAA
This is a messenger RNA of Hippocampus zosterae (dwarf seahorse), 1532 nucleotides long. RefSeq names its product chromatin target of PRMT1a (gene chtopa). The transcript has 6 exons. Bases 288 to 1052 code for a protein of 254 amino acids. The record is from RefSeq and is a predicted model, not a curated record. Lineage: Eukaryota; Metazoa; Chordata; Actinopteri; Syngnathiformes; Syngnathidae.